This is a messenger RNA of Ictidomys tridecemlineatus (thirteen-lined ground squirrel), 3490 nucleotides long. The record is from RefSeq and is a predicted model, not a curated record. Lineage: Eukaryota; Metazoa; Chordata; Mammalia; Rodentia; Sciuridae.
ACUUCCGGGUAAGUGUUAGGGAGGGAGGGGGGCCACCCACUGCCUCGCGCCCCCGCCCUGCGGGUGUCUCGCGCGCAUUCCGUGCGUGUGAGUGUGUGGGUCUGUCUCGCGCUUGAAGUGCGUGCCCGCGCGCUCCGCCUCGCGCUCACCCUCCUCCCUUGCCCUUACUGAUCCUCCCACCCCACUCGGCUCCCUCCUUUCCCAGCAAACGCCGCCCCUCCUGCGCUCUGGCUCAGGCUCUGGCGCCGCCGCAGCCGUCGCCGCCGGGUGAGUCUCGCGGCGCUACAGUCGGCGCGCGCCUAGCUCCCUGCUCCUCCCCCUCCCCUUUUCCUUUGGGGGGGUGGGGGGGUCCACGGUGUGACUGUACGUGUGUCCGUCCCGGAACCGGAAGUGGUUAUGGAGGAGCGGGCGAUGGGGAGAAAUGGGGGGGCUUAGGGGGCGGGUGCCUGUCUGGUGGGUGGCAGAGUUCAGCUCCCUGGAGGGGAAGGAGGGACGUCCCAAAGAAGGGUCUUUCAGGAAGGAGUUGGGGGGUGACAUUAGGAGAAAACUCCCAGGGACUGUCUCAGGGGAGCGAGGGUUUGCGGGGCACAACUGAGGUCUCCAGUAGAUAGACCACUGUGCAGGCUGAAGGAGAAAGUUCAGGAGCCCUGGAAAGGAGAAAGAAUAAGACGACAGGAGGAAGAGAGAGAGAGGGUAGAAUGGAAGAAUCUCAUUUCAAUUCUAACCCAUACUUCUGGCCUUCUAUCCCCACAGUCUCAGGACAGAUUGAGAACACAAUGUUCAUCAACAAGAUGAAGGAUCAGCUGUUGCCAGAGAAGGGCUGUGGGCUGGCUCCACCCCAUUACCCCACCUUGCUGACAGUGCCUGCCUCAGUGUCCCUGCCCUCAGGCAUCAGCAUGGACACAGAGUCCAAGUCAGACCAGCUGACCCCACACAGCCAGGCAUCCGUUACUCAGAAUAUUACGGUGGUCCCUGUGCCGUCUACAGGACUGAUGACUGCUGGAGUCUCCUGUUCUCAGAGGUGGAGAAGAGAAGGGAGUCAAUCAAGGGGUCCUGGUUUGGUAAUCACAUCCCCCUCAGGCUCUCUCGUGACCACAGCCUCAUCAGCUCAGACCUUCCCCAUUUCGGCUCCUAUGAUUGUCUCAGCUCUUCCCCCUGGCUCACAAGCCCUGCAGGUGGUCCCUGACCUCUCCAAGAAGGUAGCAUCAACCCUAACUGAGGAAGGAGGCGGAGGUGGUGGUGGAGGUGGCAAUGUGGCUCCCAAGCCCCCCCGGGGCCGCAAGAAGAAGCGGAUGCUGGAAUCAGGACUGCCUGAGAUGAAUGACCCUUAUGUCCUCUCCCCUGAGGAUGAAGAUGACCAUCAGAAAGACGGCAAGACCUACAGGUGCCGGAUGUGCUCACUGACAUUCUACUCAAAGUCGGAGAUGCAGAUCCACUCCAAGUCACACACCGAGACCAAGCCCCACAAGUGCCCACAUUGUUCCAAGACCUUCGCCAACAGCUCCUACCUGGCCCAGCACAUCCGUAUACACUCAGGCGCUAAGCCCUAUAGUUGUAACUUCUGUGAGAAAUCUUUCCGCCAGCUCUCCCACCUUCAGCAGCACACCCGAAUCCACACCGGUGAUAGACCAUACAAAUGUGCACACCCAGGCUGUGAGAAAGCCUUCACACAACUCUCCAAUCUGCAGUCCCACAGACGGCAGCACAACAAAGAUAAACCCUUCAAGUGCCACAACUGUCAUCGAGCGUACACAGAUGCAGCCUCACUAGAGGUGCACCUAUCUACGCAUACGGUGAAGCACGCCAAGGUGUACACCUGCACUAUCUGUAGUCGGGCAUAUACAUCGGAAACAUACCUUAUGAAACAUAUGCGCAAACACAACCCUCCUGAUCUCCAGCAACAAGUACAGGCAGCGGCAGCAGCAGCAGCAGUGGCCCAAGCUCAAGCUCAAGCUCAAGCUCAAGCUCAAGCUCAGGCCCAGGCCCAGGCCCAAGCCCAAGCCCAAGCCUCCCAGGCAUCACAGCAGCAGCAACAGCAGCCACAGCAGCCACAGCCACCACACUUCCAGUCCCCUGGGGCAGCCCCCCAGGGUGGGGGUGGUGGGGACAGCAACCCCAACCCUCCACCCCAGUGUUCCUUUGACCUGACCCCCUAUAAGACGGCGGAGCAUCAUAAGGACAUCUGUCUCACUGUCACCACCAGCACCAUCCAGGUGGAGCACCUGGCCAGCUCUUAGAGAUCCGUGCUGCCACCCAUUGGGAAUAGGAGAAAGAAGUUCUGGUCUCUUUCUCCAACUCCUCUUGGGAAAAGUCCUUUUCUUCCGUGACAAGCCUUGGCACCAUCUCCUUGGGCCUCAGGCACAGCUUUCCUUUACAAGAUACCAUCAUUAUUUUCAACUCUUCUUCAAAAGGAACAUCAGCCCUCCUGAUUUGCAAAGGAUACUGAGCUGAUUGUGUCAUCCAGCAGCCCCCUCCCAAGCAAAGCUUUUAAAAUUGGGGGUUGGUGCUCAAGGGAAGGAUUUGCUGUGACCUCACAGAAACUUGUCUGGUGUGGGCACUUACCCUCUCCCUCAUCCUCCAAGUUCAGGCUAAAAGAAGACUAGAGGCUGGUUCUCCAGAUAACAAAGAGAAGGGAGCUCCAGAUGCAACCAGCCUCCUGUCCUAUGCUUGCCUGCAAAAGAAUAGAGGUGUUUUUUUGUUUGUUUGUUUGUUUUGUGUGCCCCAACCCCUGAGAGCCAUUUUCUUCUACAUGGUCUCACUUCACUUCCUACCUACUGCUGGUAGAAGAUGAUUUGGGUGGGGAUUAGACCUCCUUUUAUUUGUAAGGGGGCAAGGGCUUAGAUGUGAUCCCCAAGGGCCAGAGAUUUCCCAGGUGGUCAAGGAUGGCUUAGAAGUAUGGGUUAUGGUUUUCCUCAGAACCUCUUUCCCCAUUCUCUGUCAACCAAGGCCCUGUACUCUGUCUCCCUAUCUGAUCCCCCAAGGAGCUAUGAGAACUUUGUGGUCUCUGUGAAACCCCCAGAACAAAUGUGUUGCAGAGAAGGGAGUGUUCAGGGUAGACAAAAGGACUGGACUUAGCUCCCUAGGUGCCACGGUCAGACGCCAGACAUGGAUUUAUAUAUAAAUAUAUAUAUAUAUAAAUAUAUAUAUACCCGCUCAUCACGGCCAUCUUUGUUGUAACCAUUUCUGUGUUUAUAAAUGCAUUAUCUCUGAGAAUUUUCAUAUUUGAUGUUUUGUUUAUUUUUGUCUUUUUUUUCCCCCUCCACCCUAUCCUCUGGCCACAGCAUUUUUAUUUUCAUUUAACUUUGUUUUUUUUUUUGUUGUUGUUGUUGUUUUUUAAAUCAUGACAGAUUUCAGAAAGAAGAACACUUAAAAAAUCAGGAAACCAGUUGUUAUAAAGCAAUUUAAAAAUGAAAAAAAAAAAAAAAAACCUUGUGUACAAACCAAGGGAUGUUUUUAGAACAUUGUAUAGAAAUAAAUUCAUGUAAAAGGA